Messenger RNA from Gadus chalcogrammus (walleye pollock), 1227 nucleotides. It is a transcript of the gene tmeff2a, whose product is annotated as transmembrane protein with EGF-like and two follistatin-like domains 2a. The coding region runs from base 67 to 1227 and encodes 386 amino acids. The transcript is spliced from 10 exons. Gene Ontology annotation, molecular function: protein binding. NCBI's taxonomy places the organism in Eukaryota, Metazoa, Chordata, Actinopteri, Gadiformes, Gadidae. The record is from RefSeq and is a predicted model, not a curated record.
GCCUCCACCUCUUCCUCGUCCUCUUCCCGCCUGGCCCGGCUGUCCUGCCGUCGGGGCCAGUGAGCCAUGGGUCUGCUCACGGCGGCGGAGUCUCCCCCCGGGGAGCCUCGCGCGCUGCGGCGGUGGCGGCGGACGGCGGGGAGCUGGGUGUGGAUCACCCUGUUCUCCGUCCUCGCCAGUUUACCUGUGGAGCAGCUGUGCGCCUUCCCGUCCUCCCUGAGCGACUGCCAGACGCCCACCGGCUGGAACUGUUCCGGUUUCGAUGAUCGGGACACAGACCUGUUCUUGUGCGACACAAACACGUGCAAGUUCGACGGAGAGUGCCUCCGCAUCGGUGACACCGUCACGUGUAUCUGUGAUUUCAAGUGUAAUAAUGACUAUGUGCCGGUGUGUGGCUCCAACAAUCAGAACUACCAAAACAAGUGCUUCCUACGCCGCGACGCCUGCAAGCAGCAGUCAGAGGUUCUCGUGACGUCAGACGGUGCCUGCCCAGCCGAUGCUGGCUCGGGAUCAGGAGAUGAAGGGGGAGAGGGGUCUGCGGAGGCCGGACAGAAGGAAACGUCCACCUGUGAUAUCUGCCAGUUCGGGGCCGAGUGUGAUGUUGAUGCAGAGGACGUGUGGUGUGUGUGCAACAUCGACUGUUCACACACCAACUUCAACCCGGUGUGUGCGUCAGACGGGCGUUCCUAUGACAACCCGUGUCAGGUGAAGGAGGCGUCGUGUCAGAAGCAGGAGCACAUCGAGGUGAAGCACCUUGGCCACUGUCAAGGUGAGGCGCACGCACACACACUCACAUACACAAACACCAAAGCUGGGGACGGACAUUACGCCAGGACAGACUCCACAGGUCAGUGUGGUAGUGUGAACGACCUGGCCAGGGGUCUCUACAUCCCCUGUCCCGACCACUUCAAGAACUACUGCGUCCACGGAGAGUGUCAGUACCCCAGUAUCCAGGCGCAGCCCUCCUGCAGCUGCCACUCAGGCUUCAGCGGGCCCCAGUGUGACAGUAAGGAGUACAACGUGAUGUAUGUGGUCCCCGGCUCAGGGAAGCUGCGCUACGUCCUCAUCGCCUCCAUCAUUGGAGCGCUGCAGGUGGCCAUCAUCUGUGUGGUGGUGCUGUGCAUUACCAGGAAGUGCCCGCGGACCAAUCGCAUCAACCGCCAGAAGCAGAACAACGUGCACUAUAGCACGGAGAACACCAUGCGCGCCUCGACGCGGCUCAUCUGA